Molecule: messenger RNA, 2441 nt
Organism: Nerophis lumbriciformis (worm pipefish)
Lineage: Eukaryota; Metazoa; Chordata; Actinopteri; Syngnathiformes; Syngnathidae
Product: probable E3 ubiquitin-protein ligase MID2
Molecular function (GO): zinc ion binding
Source: RefSeq, a predicted model, not a curated record
GUCCUCUAUGUGUUUAUUCGCCCCGGCUGAUUCGAUUGACAUUUAACGGAUUUUUUUCCACACGCCCGUUGGCGGAGGUUCCGUAGUUCCCUGAACGUCUCAAUCCCAUACGUUAGUAUACGUGCUAGCGGGGAGUCCGAGGUGCCGUGAAGGCAUCUCGCCCGCAUCCACCUGCUUCCUGUUACUUCUGUGAUUGUGCCGACUCACAGGUGUUGUGUCCGGCGUGGAAAGGUCGAGAAAAGAAGCCAAGCCUGGAACAAUACAACAACAACAAGCCGUGGGACCACCUUUUUUGUUUUGUUUGUUUUAAAAAAAAAAGAAAAAAGCCAGUAUUGUGUACAUUGACGGGCAAGUGCGCCGCGGCUUCGGGCUUGUACUUUGAUCUUUUUCUUCAUCUCAGGCACAACCAAACUCUUUGUUUUUUUUUUUUUUUUUUGGAAGGGAACGCCGUCAUCAAAGUGAGUAAGCCUUAAAGCCUAAAGAAGAUCAUCCCCUCGGAGGAGGCAGCUUACUGUAGUGUUGCUAAUCAGCUAGCUCGCGGCUAAACCAGCAUAAAAGCACUUCCGCUUCCGGUCGUGUCAAAAUCAAAGCCGGGACUUUGGACCUUCUUUGCAAGUGGAUCGCAGGACCGGGACCGAAACAGCCGACGGGUCACCCCCCCCCUCCCCUCAACAUGGCGUCAUCAGGCCACCAGGUCCACUCCACCGUCCUGCAGGAGGAGCUCACCUGUCCGGUGUGCUUGGACGUCUACCGCGACCCCCUGCUGCUCCCGUGCGGCCACAACUUCUGUCGCAAGUGUCUGGACCGGCUGCGGCAGGAGACGGAGCGCAGCCGCUUCCGCUGCCCGGAGUGCCGCUACAGCCACAGCAGCAGCAUGCACCUGCAGAGGAACUUCAAGCUGGGCAACAUCGCCGACGACUUCCGCUCCAGCAACACGCCAACGGCGCCGGCGGCGGCCAAAGAGUGCGUGACGUGGACGGGCCCCAAAGGGUUUGUCCCGUGCGACUACUGCCUGCCACCUGCCGCCUCCUCCUCCUCUGCCGCCUCCUCUUCUGCCGCCUCCUCGUCCACGGCCGCCGCCGCCGCUCCUGAAAAAGGCGACAUGCAGGAAGGCGCCUACGGCGUGGCAGUGAAGAUGUGCCUGAAGUGUGAGGUGUCCAUGUGCCAGGAGCACGUCAAGCCUCACCUGGAGCUGCCCGUGUUCAGAGACCACCUGCUGACUGAAACCGUCUGUGACUUCUGGAAGAGGAAGUGUCCGGACCACGACGAGUUCUACAGGUACUACUGCGUGGACGACAAGGUGUUUGUGUGCAACUCCUGCACCAUAGAAGGACGACACCAGGAGCACACGGUGAGGACCAUGAAGAACACCAUGAAGGACAUGAAGCAGGGGGCGCUACACAAGCAGCUGGGCAAGGUUCUUCGGAAGCAGGGCUUGGCCAAGAAGAGGCUGCAGGAGCAGAAGCAGAAGGAGAGACAGAGAGAGAAGUUCCUGCAGGACUCUGAGGAGCAUCUGGCGGCGCUGCGUCAGGCGCUGGAGGGCAAGGUGUUGGGCUUCGUGGGCCGGCUGAUGGAGUGCACGCGCACCAGCUGUGACGCUAACGGCCCCGCCAUCCAGAAGAACAUCUCCCGCAUCCGCCAGGACCUGGACCGACUCCAGGAGGCGCACAGCGGCAUCCAGGACCUUCUGCAGGAGAAAGACCCCUUCUGCUUCAUCGAGGCCAGCAAGACCACAGGAAGGAGAUGCACCAGCCUGCUGAGGAAGAACAUGUUCUACCCAAAGUACGUGGACAUGCAGACCGGCAUCGUCAACGUCAUGAUGGAGGAGGAGAUGCGCAAGUUUGUGGAGGUCACGCUGCCGCGAGAAAUCAUGGCCGCCGUCAACUCCAUCUGUCAACUACUUGAGGAGGAGGAGGAGGAGGACGGCGACCAAACUCCAAACGAGGAAGUGACCAGGGAGACUGACGACGACGACGAUGAUGAUGAUGAUGAUGAUGAUGAUGACGACGACGUCCUGGACGACAGCAGCGAGGAGAUGAGCGAAGUGGAGGAGGACAGCGAAGGUCACGACGUUAGUGACUCGGAGGAAGAUCUUUACAUCCCUGAGGACGAGGACGAUGAAGACGAGGAGGAAGUGGAGGAGGAGGAAGAUGAAGAGAAUGAAAUGGAGCACAGCGAGAACUCAUGAAGGUCAGAGGACCAGCUGGCUACACACACACACACACACACACACACACACACCCCUGAAUGUAGAAUCCAAUGUUUUAAAAAAAAAAGAAAGAAUAUUCUUGCAUGUUGCUUUGCCAAAGACUGGCGUACUUUGCUGCAUUCACCCGACUUUGCACUUCAAUGCUGUGAUGCUACUGCUACGCUAUAUAUAGCAAUGUUUUGAUACAGGUGAUGUUUCACGGGCCAAAUAGCUAAUAAAAGAUUGACGUCGU